Molecule: messenger RNA, 1389 nt
Organism: Musa acuminata AAA Group (dessert banana)
Lineage: Eukaryota; Viridiplantae; Streptophyta; Magnoliopsida; Zingiberales; Musaceae
Exons: 12
Coding region: 84-1199 (371 amino acids)
Source: RefSeq, a predicted model, not a curated record
CCAAAAAAUGGUGAACUAAGUUUUAGUUUUCCUUUUACCGCCACCGAGAGGGGAAGGAAGUGGGUGCGAGUGUAAUUCUGGAAAUGGCUCUUCGAGGUGGCUUCCUGUGCCCUACAUAUCGGCUCCCAAAUCCAUUCUCUUUCACCAGCAGGAGCCGAGAUGCCGGCCGACGCUUUGCCGAGAGCGCCACGGCCGCCGUCGCCGGUCGUCGGAAGCGGCCACAGAACGUGGAGGGGGAAUUCUUUGUAGAUCACCUGUGCAUCGAUUGCGAUACCUGCCGUUGGAUGGCUCCGGAGGUUUUUACGCGGGUAGAUGACAUGUCUGCCGUGACCAGACAGCCGAGCUGCGAGGAAGAAAGGAUUAAAGCCCUCCAGGCAUUGCUUUCUUGUCCAACCAGCUCAAUACACACUGAGAGGCCCACCAACAAGAUUCUCGAAGUUCAGAAGAUGUUUCCUCUUCCAAUAGAUGAGCAGAACAUCCCUGGUGUCUAUCAUUGUGGUUAUCACUCUGAGAGAUCUUAUGGUGCAACUUCCUACUUUGUCACUCACCCUGAAGGGAACAUACUUGUUGAUAGCCCAAGAUUCACAGAGAGAUUAGCCUGCAACAUAGAGAUGCUUGGAGGCGUUCGCUACAUGUUUUUGACUCACAAGGAUGAUGUAGGAGAUCAUGAGAAGUGGAGCAAGAGGAUGCGAUGUGAAAGAAUUCUCCAUUCAGGCGAUGUUGAGAUUUCUACUGCUGAUGUAGAAAAUAAACUUUGUGGGGAAGGCCCCUGGGAUAUUGCAACUGAUCUUAAGCUCAUUUACACUCCAGGCCAUACUGAAGGUUCUGUUUGUUUGUACUACAAGCCACUGAAGGUGUUGUUCACCGGGGACCAUCUCUAUGGAUCAGAAGAAUCAGAUCUAGCAUUUUCUGUAAUAUACAACCAGCAAUCAGUGAGCUUGCAACUGAAGAGUAUCAGGAAACUGUUGGACUUUGACUUCGAGUGGAUCUUACCAGGUCAUGGCCGGAGGGUGACAUUUAGAGACAAUCAAGAGAAAAAUUCAGCUUUAGAAGCUUUCCUUGCCAGGCGAGAGAGAGAGGCCAUGGAUCCAAUAUUGAGGCAACUAAUCUCUAUUAUUGCCUACAAUAUGUUCCAGUUGAAUGAAGCAUGCAGCUCUGCCCCAUCUGCCAACAAGUUUCAUCUACUUGAGUUGUUUUGAUGCAUGACUUUAUCUAAACGCUUCAGCUUUGUAGCUUCCAAUCCUUCUUCAAUUUACUUAAAACUAAAUGUUAAUAUGUGGAAAUUAAAAUGUUUUUUUAUUGUAGAAUAAAUAUUAUAGUGCUUCAAUAACUUUGGUCAACAUUUGUUCCCAAUAUUUAUUCGUAAAAUUUACAUCGAUUGUUUAAUUA